AUGGCAGCUGGCAGUAAAAGUAAGAAAUCCUGGAAACUUCAAGACAUAAUUGCUCAUUCUAGCAAUAUUUCAUCAUUGGCUUUGGAGAAGACGUCAGGGGAUCUCCUUGCCACAGGUGGGGAAGAUUGUUUCCUGAAUAUAUGGACUAUUAAUCGGCCCAACUGCAUAAUGUGCCUUACAGCUCAUAACACCCCAGUGGAUUGCAUCCGGUUUAGCAGCACUGAGAAACAGGUAGUGGCUGGAUUACGAUCUGGCUCACUAAGAUUAUGGGACCUCAGGACAGCCAAAAUGUUACGAACCUUUAUGGGACACAAAGCUAACAUCUGCAGUCUUGAUUUUCAUCCCUUUGGAGAACAUCUGGCAUCAGGUUCUCUGGACACAAAUAUCAAAUUGUGGGAUGUAAGACAAAAGGGUUGCAUAUUUAGCUAUAAAGGACAUAUGCAAGGUGUGAGGUGUUUAUGCUUCAGUCCUCAUGGAAAGUGGCUGGCAUCAUCUAGCGAUGACAGCACCAUAAAAUUGUGGGAUCUGACUGCUGGCAAAAUGAUUACACAAUUUACCUCACAUUCAGGGCCUGUCAAAGAGAUAGCAUUUCACCCUAAUGAAUAUUUGCUAGCAUCAGGGAGCUCUGACAGAACAGUAAAAUUUUGGGAUCUAGAUAAAUUUCAGAUGAUCUGCUCAACUGAAGUUGAAACAAACCCAGUAAACUGUAUAGCCUUUCACCCUGAUGGAUGGUGUUUAUAUAGUGGAUCCCAGGAUUCACUGAAGGUUUAUACCUGGGAGCCUUACAAAUGCUUAGAUGCAAUGCCAGUGACUUGGGGAAAGGUUGCUGAUAUGGCUAUAUAUAGAAAUCAUCUAAUUGGUGUUUCAUAUAACAUGACCAAUGCCUUCUCUUAUACUGUUAACCAUAAAUCGAGAAACCACGGUUCAUUUGACCAGAACUUCAUUCAGAAUUACAUACCACACAGACAGUUAACAGCUACAGACAACAUUAUGCAAAAAAACUUUGAAAAAACAUUUACCUUGUACAUCAGUUCUCAGCAGAUAAAGAAAAAACCUGACAGUAAUAAUAAGUGUCCUGAAAAAGUACAAAAUUGUUACAGUAAUGAAAAAGAUACAUGUAGGAGUUUUCCUUUUGCUGAAGUCUACAAUGAGAUCUUCCACCCAAAGAAUAUUCCUUCUUGGGCUACCCCAGUGAAGACCAAUACCUUUUCAAACUCUUAUAAUGCCAAAAGCCUUUCAGCUAAACUCAAGCCUCAGUUAGAUAUGGCUCCUGUGACCGAAAGAAUUAACUUUGAAAGGUCAGGUUUGCUGCCUUUUUCUCUGUUUACAUCUGUUAACAGAGUAAAACCAACUAUAGUCUCCCCAACCACCUGGACUCAUCGCACUCAUAUCUCAUCACCAAGAGAAAUGGAACUUGCAUUCAUUCAUUCCUUCCAAAAACACCCAAUUGGAUUAAAUCCAGCUGAGUUUUUACCCCCAGUGAAGAAUGAUGAAAACAUACUGUUAGAGAUUGUAAGGGAUCAUGAAGAUAUGUGUGUGGUACUGUCAACCAGGCGCAAAAACCUGAACCAAGUGCGAGCUACAUGGAGUACAGGUGAUAUCAAGACUUCAUUGGAACUGGCAGUAACUAUAAAUGACAUGUCCACUAUAGUGGACAUUCUGAAUAUAAUAAAUUUUAAACCUUGCUUUUGGAAGUUGGAACUGUCUGCUUUAGUACUUCCACAAAUUGAAAAACUACUGCAAAGUAAAUAUGAGACUUAUGUUCAGACAGGAUGCAUGUCCUUGGAGUGUAUAAUUCAGUGUUUACUACCGUUAAUAGUUGACAGACUUUCAAUACCUCCUUCAACUGAUUUUGACAUGCUUGACAUGCCUCAAGAAGGCAUACAUCAAACAUGUAAGGCAUGUUACAAGCAGUUGAAGAAUCUCCACAAUGUUGUUAAGAGUAAGGCUGGUUUAGUGGGGUAUAAUGCCAGUACUUUACAAGAGUUAUACUUAUUAUUGACUUCAUUAAAAUGA
Messenger RNA from Polypterus senegalus (gray bichir), 2016 nucleotides. Its product is annotated as katanin p80 WD40 repeat-containing subunit B1-like. The transcript has a single exon. Gene Ontology annotation, molecular function: microtubule binding. The coding region runs from base 1 to 2016 and encodes 671 amino acids. Gene Ontology annotation, cellular component: katanin complex. The record is from RefSeq and is a predicted model, not a curated record. NCBI's taxonomy places the organism in Eukaryota, Metazoa, Chordata, Cladistia, Polypteriformes, Polypteridae. Gene Ontology annotation, biological process: microtubule severing; microtubule depolymerization.